Messenger RNA from Nicotiana tabacum (common tobacco), 3685 nucleotides. RefSeq lists its product as uncharacterized. Gene Ontology annotation, molecular function: DNA binding; transposase activity. Lineage: Eukaryota; Viridiplantae; Streptophyta; Magnoliopsida; Solanales; Solanaceae. Gene Ontology annotation, biological process: DNA transposition. The record is from RefSeq and is a predicted model, not a curated record.
UGUUUCCUCAUUGUUUUUGCAAACCGGGCAAAUUGGGUCGAUGUUAAUACCUAUAUUUGCCAAGUAAGAUCGUGUAGGAAGUCUAUUAUGGUAGCACUUCCAAAUGAAAAUUUUGAUCUUGUUUGGGCAAUGUAAGUUCCAGAUCCAGCUGAAAUCUUUGUCUUGUUUUUCCUCUUCGUUUAUGAUUUGACAGCACGAAGAGGUCGAAAACAGGCCAUUUGAGGAUAGGCUUCAGACGUUGUGAAUACUGUGAGAUUUAUCAAUGGGAGGAGUGAUUGCACUAAUGCUAUCAACUAUUUGGGUAGGAAGAUCAAAUGAGAUUUUUGUGAAGUUCCAUUUACCCUGCUUCCUAAUUAGAUUUACUGUAAAAUUAUCCUCAUGCUCCAUUAGUGGCCCCGCGAUUGCAUUUCUAAGGUUCCUUACGUUGGGGAUCCAGUUGGAUUGCCAAACACUUAGGGGGCCUUGUUGUUAAUACAACUUGACUUCAAAGAGCCAUCAGGUUUUAGAUGCUAGCAAAAAGUUCGAUAAAUCAAAAUAACGGAUCAUACAAAAUAGAUUGAGAGAUUAUCCGCGACAACGCUUGGUUGAAUUGCACAAACAUCGACAUCUAAGGCGAUUUAACAAUCCAGAAAGUGUCUGCACUUUAUAGAGGUUGAAGCAUACAAUAUUCGUUAAAGUUGAAGAACUGAAGUUAAAAUACAAGAUUUUCUCUCAUUCAAAAUGCUUGAGAAGAUAGACUUGAUCUUUAAUUAUGGGGGCAGAUGGGUCUUGAAGCCUCAUGUGAUUUACAUUAAAAACCUGAAUCAUGUGUUGCAAGGAUAUGAUGUGGAUAUGCUGUCUUAUAUUGAUAUUUGUGCUGAAUACACUGAAGUCCUUAAGUUAAGAGAGGUGAAACAGAUUUUAGUCACAAGGUCUUCAGGUAGAUACUUGUGGUUGAAGGUGAUGAUGGCAUAGAAAAUUAAUAUCUAUACUAUCUGCCAAGUUCAAUGUGGUUCAGGUAUUUCCUGUACAUGAAGGUGAAGAACAAGUAAUAGCUCCUAACAUUAUUCAGUAUAAUGAACAAAAUAUUGACACAUUAGAGAUUGGUACUGAUUGUGACUCCUCUGAUGAAGAGGGUGCUAGUGAAACUAAUUCUAGUGACAAUGAUAGUGAGCAGUUGGAACUUUUCAGGAAGGAAAUGACUAAAGAAGUCACUGAAAAACUAGAAAAAUACAAAGAACUAGAAAAAAGAAUGAGUUUUAAAAGCUUGGCUGACGCUAAAAGAGUUGUGGGAUUUUAUGCAGUUGCUAGUAGCAAGGGCCUUAAAGUAAAGAAGAGUGACACUACUAGGGUGAGAUAUAAAUGUGACAUAGGAUGUCCUUUUGUGUUCCAUAUAUCUUUGGAUCAAAAAGAUCAGGGAUUUAAAAUCAAGACCUUAAACUUGGAACAUAACUAUGAUCCAACUUAUAAAAAUAAAAGAGCUACUGCCAAUACUUUAGCACACUAUUUCAAGAACAAGGUUCAAAAUAAUCCAAAGUACAAAGUGAAAGACAUGAGAGUGGAUCUGGAGGAACAAUUCAAACUUAAUGUUAGUUAUUCCACAAUGAAUAGGGUUAAAAGACUUGUAUUAGAGAAAUUAGAGGGUAGCUACAUUGAUGAUUAUAACAGAUUAGAGGCUUAUGCUCAAGAGUUGAGGGAUAGCAAUCCUGGAUCUGAUGUGGUGAUAAACAUAUCCAAAGAUGCUUUGGAACAAGGAAAAAGGAAAUUUCUAAGAAUGUAUAUUUGCUUCCAUGCUUUGAAAAAUGGUUGGAAAGGAGGAUUGAGACCUUUAAUAGGUCUGGAUGACACUUUUCUAAAAGGAAAGUGUAAGGGAAUAUUACUUGUUGCUAUGGCACAAGAUUCAGUGAAACACUUUUAUCCCCUAGCUUGGGCAGUGGUUGAUAAAGAAACUGGUAGGACUUGGAAGUGGUUUCUAGAGUUGGUAAGAAGUUACUUGGAUUUGCAAGAGGGUGAAGGAGUGACAUUUAUGUCCGAUAUGCAAAAGGGUCUGAUUGAUGCUGUUUCUACUGUGCUUCCUAAUGCAAAUCACAGAUGGUGUGUUAGGCACAUAGAAGCUAAUUGGAGCAAGAAGUGGAGGGGUUUAGAGUUAAAGAAGUUGUUGUGGUGGUGUGCUUGGAGCACAUAUGAAGAGGAAUUUACAGAUCAUUUAAAGUCCAUGGGUGAUGUGACUGAAGAAGCUGCUAAGACCUUAGUAGGAUAUACACCCCAAAAUUGGUGUAGAGCAUACUUUGACACCAUUGCAAGAAUAAUAUGGUAGACAAUAACUUUACAGAAUCUUUCAACAAAUGGAUUUUAGAAGCAAUAUAAAAACCUAUAAUCAAGAUGCUGGAAGAGAUUAGAGUUAAGAAGGUGAUGAACUUGUUAAAAAAUCGUGAAGAAGAGUGUAGAAACUGGAAAGGAGAAAUUAGCCCAUAUGUUAUGGAGCUAUAUAGUGAUUAUAGAGCUAUUACUGCAGAAUGUGAAGUUGACUUUAAUGGAGACUUUGGAUAUGAAGUGAUUGAAGGUCCAGACAAGCAUGUAGUGAACCUAGAAUUGAAGAGAUGUACAUGCAGGGCAUGAGACUUAACUGGAAUACCAUGCCCUCAUGCCAUUAAAGCUUUACUCCAUAAAAAGCUUGAUCCUUUGAGUGAGGUGCAUUGGUGGUAUUCCAAAGAAGCCUACAUGAUGGUGUAUAUGCAUAAGAUAUAACCUGUUAGAGGUGAUAAAUUUUGGAAAGUUGAGCCAGAACAUGCUAUGGAUCCACCAAAUGUGCAUAAAAUGAUUGGUAGACCAAAGGUCAAGAGAACAAGAGAAAAGGAUGAGGCUAGGAAGAGAGAGGGGUUAUGGUCUGCUUCAAGGAAAAGACUUCUUCAUGUGGAUACUGCAGUGAACCUGGUCACAAUAUCAGAACUUGUCCAUUGGUCCAAGGAGAAUGUUCUCAAACAGUGGAAGAUGUGCCCUUGACAGCACCUCAAGACAGUCAGAAUUCAGAUUUUGCCUUUAUGACUACUCCUGGAUAGAAUGUUUCUUUGAGUGAACCACCAGCUCAACUACCCAGUCAAGCAAAGAAAUCUUCUCAACAAACCAGUCAAGCAAAUAAACCUAUUCAACACAAACAUGCUGCAACUAAGAAGACAAGUAAACAAGCUGCUACACCUUCUAACAUGACAGUAGAUGAAGAUAAUAUUGAUGAUGCUACUGGAGAUGGAGAUGAUGAUGAAGAUCCGGAUUUGAGGCCAGUGGUGAUAUCUGAAGCUUGGACUAUGCUUCAACAAAGAAAGUUGCACCAAAAACCUACCGGUACCAGGAAGAUUAGUUUCAAGGGAGAUGGAACUGGUAUAAAUUUGCCUACUAAUCUGCCCUAUUCACCCAAAAAGGUGACUUGGAAAGGCAAAGCAGCUGUGACUUCUAACCAAUUGAUAGCUAAAAAGGAAGCAAGAGUUGGCAAGCUAAAGGCUAAGAGGGCCAAAACUGCCUCUAAGUAGCAGCCACUUCAUUUAGAUCCUUGAAUGUUUUGUAAUGACUGAUUCAAACUUAAACUUUUUUUUUUGUUAUUUUGUGGUGAAUCAGUUAUGAAUGGUGUUGUGUUGAUUCACCCCAAAAUAUUUUUUGAUGGGCUUAAUUUGUGGUGAAACAAUAUAACAACAUGCUGUUUGACUUAAAUGCA